AUGCCUGAUUUUAAACCAGGGCAAAUUGUGCAGCUAAACGAUGGCCGCAAAGCCACGGUCCGGUUCGCUGGACAAACCAGCUUCCAGGUGGGCGAGUGGAUAGGGGUCGAGCUCGAGGACAAGACGGGCAAAAACGAUGGCAGUGUCCAGGGACAGCGCUAUUUUGACUGCCCAAUGGGAUAUGGCAUGUUUGUCAAGCCUAUGAUGGCUACCAUCGUCGCUCAGCCCCCUACCGCUGUUAAGCCCGGAGUCAAGAAAGCUGCUCGGCCAAGCAGCUUCAUCAAUCCAGCCGCCAACCGUGUCUCCAUCGGGAACGAUGCCACUCUGAAUAGACGAAAGAGCCUUAAUGCCCCGAGCCCAAGUCCGGUUUCUAGAACGACCCGUCCUGCCAGCAUCGGAAGACUUCCGGGCUCCGCUUCUCCCACGAAGUCUCCAACGAAACCUUUGAGCGGUGCAUCUAGCGCCGCAGCUUCACGAACCGGGACACCAUCGAACGCAAGGGUUUCCUCGGCUGGAGCGCGAACUCGCACCGCAGUUCCGGCUCAGCGGACGUCUAUGGGACCUCCCGCAGCCCCUGCGUCGCGUACCACGAGACAAGCUUCAGUAUCUUCGGUCGCCUCACGAGGCAGUAUAUCGCACACCCGUUCAGCAAGCGGUAGAGCUCCCGGUCUUGCAGGCCUACGGCGUUCGGACUCCGGUCGACGCCCUUCGGCCGACUCACAAGCUGGCUACGAGGGCAAUGCAGGCUCACGGAGCGGCGAAACUGCCCCAAACUCGCCUGUAAAAAGCGAUGCCGAGAUAUUGUCACCUCAACCAAAGAGUCCCGUUUUGGCUAAAACAAACAACUUGGAGAAGCUGGCUGCCGCAUCUUCGGCAGCGCAAAAGCCAGCUACUCCGGUCGGCAUGCCCCGCUCAGUAUCUGGCGGUCUACUGAACAAGGAAGUUGAGGAUUUGAAGGCAAAGCUAAAAGUUUUGGAACGAAAGCGCCAGGAAGACCGUGAUAAACUAAAGCAAUUGGACAAGGUCCAAGGCGAACGAGACAAGUUUUCCGACAUUAUCCAGAAGCUGCAAUCAAAGUACCAACCACAACAACAAGAAUUAAUCGAACUCAGAAAGCAACUAAAAGAAGCUGAAGUGAGAUUUGACUCGGUGGAGGCUCUUCAAGCUGACCAUGAUACCGCUUUGGAGCUGGCAACCCUUGAUCGAGAAAUGGCGGAGGAGAAUUACGAGGUGCUCAAGGUUGAGCUCGAAGCUGUGCAGCAAAAGGCCGAAGAGCUCGAACUGGAGGUCGAAAUCCUUCGCGAGGAAAACGCAGAGUACAGCAAAGGGAUGACACCCGACGAGAAAACCAGUGCCAAUUGGAUGCAGAUGGAGCGGACCAAUGAGCGUCUCCGUGAGGCGCUGAUUCGACUGAGAGACAUCACUCACGAACAAGAAGAAGACCUCAAGGCCCAAAUCGCUGUUCUGGAAGAAGAUGUUCGCGACUUUGGUAAUACCAAAGAAGAGCAUGAGAAGACCAAGGAAAAGCUGCAGCAAUCCGAGGCCGCGGUCGAUGAUCUUCGCUCGCAGCUUGAUACUGCUCUUGGUGCCGAAGACAUGAUCGAAGACCUUACCGAACGAAACAUGAGCCUAUCAGAGCAGAUGGAAGAGCUGAAGGCUGUAAUUGAGGAUCUGGAGAGUCUGAAGGAAAUCAACGACGAGCUCGAAAUCAAUCACGUGCAGAAUGAAAAAGAGCUUCAGGAAGAGCUCGAUUUCAGAGACAGUGUCAUUGCCGAGCAAGUUCGCCGAGCCGCCCAGCAGGAGGAGAAUUUCGAGGACAUGGAAUACACCUUGUCCAGAUUCCGUGAGCUGGUCACGAACUUGCAGACGGAUCUGGACGAUAUGCGAGCCUCGCAGGCUGUCACAGAGGGCGAAUCUGAGAAACUGAAUGACCGUUCGCGCGCCAUGAUGGAUCUUAACAUGAAACUGCAGAUCUCAGCUGCCAAGGCUCAAGUCAAGACAAUUGAUCUCGAGAUGCGACGCCUCGAGGCUCAAGAGGCAGAACAACACCUUGAGAUCGUCAAGCUCUUCCUGCCCGACACGUACAAAGAAGAGCAAGACUCCGUCCUCGCACUCCUCCGAUUCCGCAGGCUUGCAUUCAAGUCCAACCUGCUUAGUGGGUUCAUCAAGGAGAAACUCAACGGACAACCGCAGCCGGGUCAUGAGGACGACUUAUUUGCUGGCUGUGAUGUGGUUGAUAAGCUGACCUGGGUCGCGACAAUGUGCGACCGAUUUUUCAACGACAUGAGCCACUGCUCUAUGACACAGUUUGGCAACUACCGGAAUGCUUUGCUCGAAGUGGAACCAGUUGAGCGUGCACUUAACGGCUGGAUUGAUAGUCUGCGCAAGGACGAACUCAAGGAGAAGCAGUGUGCUGAAGUAUUACAGCGAACCAUCGCUUUGAUGUCUCACCUCGGCGAGGUCCACCUUGCCGAUGAUGCUCCUGCAUACGCGGAUGAGUCUCAUAUGAAGGCGGUUGUUGUUCAGAGCCAUCUAGAGUCUGCCGCAAUUUCGUUCAAUGCCACGCGUGUCAUGGUCGAACGGGCUACCUCUGUCGACGGCGCCGAUGAGGAGAUGACGCAGCUGUUGGCCAAGAAAUUUGAAACUGUCAUCACCCAAACCCGAAGUACCAAGGUCAUUGCCGGCAAGGCUGUUCGCGCAUUGGAAGACCUGAAGACAAGGUCACUCUCCUUGCCACCGGAGACUCGCGACUUGUUUGAAUCUUGCCAAACUGCCGGCGAAGGCAUCGCUGUUCUGUCUCGCAGGAUAGGCACAGCUCUCCACACACUCUUUACGCAAGAUGAAGGACGAACUGAUCCAUUCACACACUCUGAUGUGCAAAAUGCCAUUCAUGCGGCGGUACUGGAAGUCACAUUUUGCAGUGAAUCGGACAUGUUCUCUCAAUACCUUCUUCAAUUGCGGAACCUCCAGGCUCUGGUUUCCGAAGCUGUUGGCCUGGCUACAGAUCUCAGCCAGACCCGCGAGUUUGACGUCAGCCCGGCGCCGUGGAAGCUCCGCUCGCAGGAGCUGAAGGCUCUAAAGGCUGUUCCCAUUGAUGCCGAGGAAGAGCUUAGACGACUCAAGGAGGAGCACGGCGAAGCUCGCCGAACCAUUGCCCAGCGUGACGAGCAUCUCAGCACCGCCGCUCUCAAAAUCGAGACACUCGAGUCCCGCAUGCGCGAUGCACAGACCAACGUUGAACGUAUUCAUGCUCUGCAACAGGACCUGGAAGCUUCUACGGAACAGGCAGCCAGUCUCAAGGAUGAUAUUGAGAAGCAAGACCGAGAGCUGAAGAUGCUCGAAUCGGAGCGGGACAAAUGGAAGAAGGUUGCAAGUGACAGCCGCGCGUACGCAGACGGCGCGGGUGCUGCAGGCAACAAGGCUGGUCAAGAACGUGCCGUCGCUACAGCGCGUGAGAUGGAUGCUCUUAAGAAUGAGAUUGAAAGCUUACAAUCUGCCGUGCGCUACUUGCGUGAGGAUAACCGCCGUGCCCGCCUGACUGAGCAACAAAACUACGACUGGCUCGCCGAGCCCUUGAAGAAGCCCACCAGUGCUGCAGAGCAGCGUAAAGCCCUGGUGAUUGCUGAAGGCAAAGAUGCGCUGAGUGAGCUUGUGAAGAUGACAUCGUCGGCUGGCAUAUUCAACUAUGGCUCGAUUCCCAAGGAUAGACUUGCAUGGCGGUCAGCGAAGACGACGCCGCAGUAUCAUGCAGCCAAGCAGACGGAGGACUUUGCCGCGUGGAAGUCGUGGCAAGACUCGGUGGCGAGGAAGAGCGAGUCUAUUGCACUGCCCGCCCUCGGCGUUGCCGUGGACGGGUCUCGUUUGAGACCAGUUGCGCGACUGCAAAUCAGACUACCUGGGCCGGACGGCAAGAUGUUGAAAUCUGGCACACGCAGCCGGGUGCAAAUUGUGGGAUCGCGUGAAUGGGAUGUAUUACAGAGUGCGAGAGUUGCUGCUGUAUAA
Molecule: messenger RNA, 4002 nt
Organism: Cordyceps fumosorosea ARSEF 2679
Lineage: Eukaryota; Fungi; Ascomycota; Sordariomycetes; Hypocreales; Cordycipitaceae
Product: dynactin
Exons: 2
Coding region: 1-4002 (1333 amino acids)
Biological process (GO): nuclear migration involved in conjugation with cellular fusion; establishment of mitotic spindle orientation
Cellular component (GO): spindle pole body; cell tip; spindle
Source: RefSeq, a predicted model, not a curated record